UCGCCACGGUCACUCUAGUUUUGAUUCCGCUUCGAAAGGUUGUUUCGCGGAUGCGUGGAAGCCCGCAAAGCAUAUAAACUCGGAGAAAUAAGGUUUUUGCGAGUCGAAACAAUCAAGCAACCGAAUAUUUUCCAUACUUCGAUAAUAUAAUCCCAUGUGUGUUAGUGCGUGCAAAAAACAGUUUGUAGUAACAACGAAAUACUAAAAUCAACCGAGCCCUGAAGCAACAGGAAAAGUGCAUUUCGUGAGCGGCAAAUCGACUCAUAUUCCCGUCACACCAGCUCAAUGCACAAUGCAACGCUGCAGCGAGUGCUGAAAUACAAAUCCAAAUAACCGCCUAAUAAACCUGUCAAAAAGGGACAUUUUUCGCGAGUUUAAAGUUCUGUGAAGAACGGGUGAAGGAGUUUUUGGAAUUUUCCAUCGCGUGUUGCAAGUUCCCCAGCGGGUGGCCGACAAAAAGCUGGCUGCUUUAAGAACGGGCGCACAAUGCUGCUGAAGAAGAAGCGCUAUAUGUUCGACGAGCGAGACGACGAUAAUAUUAACUCGCCCGUCGCCGUCGAGCCAAGCAGCAACAACAACAAAAUGGCCGAUACACGCGAAGUGCGCAUUGAAGAGCAAUUAAAAGUGAAAAUUGGCGAGGCAAAGAAUCUGAGCAGUCGCAAUGCGGCCAACACGAGCUGCAGCACACAGGGCACCCGCGAUGUCUACUGCACAAUUGCAUUGGACCAGGAGGAGAUCUGCCGCACACCCACCAUCGAACGCACACUAAUGCCAUUCUUCGGCGAGGAGCACCAGUUCAAGAUCCCGCGCCAAUUCCGCCACCUGUCCAUCUAUCUGUGGGAUAGGGACAUGAAGCAGGACAAGCCCAUUGGCAAGAUAGCGAUUAAGCGGGAGGAGCUACACAUGUACAAUCACAAGGAUCACUGGUUCUCACUGCGGCCAGUCGAUCAAGACUCCGAGGUCCAGGGCAUGGUUAAUGUGGAGGUGGCAUUUACGGAAGCCCAACAGACCCAGUCCCUCUCAGAGGGCAUAGAUCUGGGACAGCACACAUUGGCGCACCACCAGCACCUGCCACACCACAGCCACCAGCAGCGGGCGCAUCUGAACGAUUAUAAGGAGAACAGUGAACUGAGCAACAUCCAGCGGGCGUCAGCAGCUGCAGCGUGUUCUUCAUCGGCAGCCAUGACACUCAAGACACGAGCCGCCGGUCUAUUUGGUCACGUGCAUCAUCCUCCAUCGCAGACGCAACACUUCCCGAUCAUCAAUACCACUUCCACGUCGUCGGAUCAGCUGUCCAAUUGGAAAUCGCAUGGGCGGUUCGUUGGCGUGACCAUCAAAGUACCAGCCUGCGUGGACCUGGCCAAGAAGCAGGGCACAUGCGAUCCAUUUGUGGUCUGUACAGCCCACUAUAGCAAUAAGCACCAGGUGACGCGAAGAACUAAACAGCGCAAAAAGACCGUGGAUCCGGAGUUUGACGAGGCCAUGUACUUUGAUCUUCACAUCGAUGCGGAUGCGGGCAGCACGAAUACCACUGGCAGUAACAGGAGUACCGGUUCCCUGGAAUCCUCUGGCAACAAGGGUUAUGCUAUAUAUCCGUUGGGCGGCGCGGAUCUGGUGGAGAUUGUGGUGAGCAUUUGGCACGACGCACAUGGAGCCAUGUCCGAUAAAGUGUUUCUCGGUGAAGUGCGGCUGCCAAUGCUCAAUAAGCAGGAGCAGCAGGCGAUUUCACCAUCGGCUUGGUACUAUCUGCAACCCCGUUCCAUGACGCAUAGUUGCCGCUCGCUAAACGCCACCCCCCGCUCAUGUGCCACGCCGCCCGGAACGAGAUUAAGCGUGGACUCGACCAUUGGAUCACUGCGUUUAAAUCUUAACUACACCGCCGAUCAUGUCUUCCCGCUGGCCACAUACGAUGAUCUUAUGAAUCUGCUCCUGGAGUCGGUUGAUCAGCGACCCAUCACCGUGUCGGCUGUGUCGAUCCUAGGCGAGCUGGUCUCGGGCAAGACGGAGGUGGCCCAGCCGCUGGUGCGACUCUUCACGCACACGGAGCGCAUUGCGCCGAUCAUCAAGGCGCUGGCUGACCACGAGAUCUCCCAUCUGACGGAUCCCACCACCAUCUUCCGGGGUAACACAUUGGUCUCCAAGAUGAUGGAUGAGGCAAUGCGGUUGUCUGGACUGCCCUACCUCCAUCAGACAUUGCGUCCCGUUUUGUCGCAGAUCGUUGCCGAAAAGAAGCCAUGCGAGAUCGAUCCCAGCAAGAUUAAGGAUCGCUCUGCGGUGGACACGAAUCUGCACAACCUGCAGGACUAUGUGGAGCGGGUUUUCGAGGCAAUCACGAAGAGCGCUGAUCGCUGUCCCAAAGUUCUCUGCCAGAUCUUCCACGACCUUCGCGAGUGUGCGGGAGAGCAUUUCCCCAGCAACCGAGAAGUGCGCUACUCCGUCGUGUCCGGCUUCAUCUUCCUGCGCUUCUUUGCUCCGGCUAUCCUGGGGCCGAAGCUCUUCGAUCUGACCACCGAGCGACUGGAUGCCCAAACGAGUCGCACGCUGACUCUCAUCUCCAAGACGAUCCAAUCGCUGGGUAACCUGGUCAGCUCACGGUCGUCGCAGCAGACGUGCAAGGAGGAGUUCACAGUCGAGCUGUACAAGAAGUUCUGCACGGAGCAGCACGUGGAUGCGGUUAAGCACUUUCUCGAGGUGAUCUCGACGCCCAGUCACGCGAGCAGCAGCGUUCAUCCGGCGGCGGCGGCGGCAACGCCACUGGAACCAGUAUUACUAAAAGAGGGCGAGGGCCUGAUGACCAAGUAUCCCACAUCCCGGAAGCGCUUUGGCCGGCAGUUCAAACAGCGCCACUUCCGCCUCACCACCCACUCGCUCAGCUACGCAAAGUCGAAGGGCAAACAACCCAUCUGUGAUAUACCGCUCCAGGAGAUCGCCAGCGUGGAGCAGCUGAAGGACAAGAGCUUCAAGAUGCAGAACUGCUUUAAGAUUGUGCACAACGAUCGCUCGCUGAUUGUGCAGACAACGAACUGCGUGGAGGAGCGCGAAUGGUUCGAUUUGCUGCACAAGAUCUGUCUGAUGAACUCCAUCCGGAUGCAGUACUUCCACCCCUCGGCCUUUGUCAGUGGCUUCUACAGCUGUUGCGGCCGGUCGGAUGAGAAUUCACCGGGCUGCAAGAAGGUGUUGGAUAAGACGAUGGACUACUUCCAGAUGGACUUGGUAACGGCGCUGGAUCCAGCGCUCGAUCUGCAGCGCAUCCACACGCUGAUCAUGUCCAACAUGAGUGUGCUGGAGUCACUGCUUGAUCCGCUCACCUAUCACCAGUAUCUGUCGCAGACGCAACACCAGCAGCACAAUCCUCUAGUGCCGCUGGCUACCGAUCUGCAGAAGCAUUCACCACAGGCCUUCGCUGAGUUCAAGCGAACGAUUGAGAAGCUGCAAGAGAAGGCUUAUGCCAUCGAUAGAGAUCAUCGGGACUACAAGCAGGGCAUUACGCGGCAACUGAAGUACGGCAGCAGACAGGCUCCAAUUGGCGAUGAUAACUACUGGCACAUGCUGCGAGCCGCCGGCCAGUUGAAUCAGCAGCAUCACCAGCAGCAGCAACAUCAGCAGCAGCACCAGCUUCAGCAACUUCAGCAGUUUCAGCCCCAGCCAGUGCUGCCGCAAAUGCAGAAUGUUCGGGCGUAUCCUUAUCAGCCAGCUACGAGCAACAUGAACGCCUACUAUCUGCACAACUUGCAGCAUCAGCAGCAGAGAUUGCAGUUCCAUCAUCAGCAGCAUCAGCAGCAACAGCACCAUCAGCCGCUCCAGCAGCAGCAGUCGCAGUUCCAGCCCCUGCGCAGCCACCAACUGCAGCGCCACAACAACAACUUGAACAACAAUAACUGCGGCAAUGCAUCUUCCUCCAGUCCAUCGUCGACCACAUCAAGUGUGGUGGCUGCACCGCCCAGCACCACAUCGUCAUCGCAGCCAGCUCCACCGAUUUAUUAGCGUUCAAGGCUGUGCGUAUUCGCUUUGCCGCGGGCCAUUAUCACGACCAGGUAAAGGAGGAAUACGCAUCAACGUGGCCCCAACCAGAGGAUGCUGCUGUACAAACAGAUUUAUUGUGCUAAAUUCUAGGCUCUUUUUUUUUUGUAUAAUUUUUACGAGUUUAACGUUGUAAAGGUCUAGAUUUAAGUUUUUUAAUUAACAGUUUUUAUACACCAGAUUUUUACGGUACCGCCUACACCAGCAACUACAACAACAAAAACACGAAGAAAAAAAAAGAGGAAACGAAAUCUAAAUAUUUAUAAGCCUAUUUAUUUUUUGUAUGUGCUAACAUUAUUUAUACACGAAAACGAAAUACCCAAUAUGGAAGGAGCAUUUCUAUACUUGUGUGAGCGCAAAGAGGGCAGAGAACCAUUGAAAACUGAUAACUUUAUAAGCCUAAACUACUAAAAACUCAGAAACUGCUAAGAUUUUUUAAAGCCUAGCCUAAGUUAAGUAUCAGCACAAUGAUGAGUAGCGAAAUGAAUGGAUGUAAAUAGCAGAUACACGAGUAUAUAUAUAUCGCUCUAUAUGUACAUGUGUAUGAUUAACUUCAUUAUACCAGUUAUUUUAGGCGUAGCAAAAAUUUCUAAAUACCAACUAAACUAGGCGUGUUGCCCAGUGGCGACACACACGAAAAGCAAAUAACUCUAACGAAAUCUGAACGCGCUAUAUAUACAAGAAACGAAAACUGCGAAAAGCAACAAAAAACAACAUACAUUUACAUGUAUAUUUACUUUAUAUAACUGUCAUACAGCUAAUGUUAAACACACGAUAUGUAUUCGGCAAAUUCUAGAAUACAAACAAAAAGCAUUGUUAAGAACAAAUUUACUUCCAUUUUUGCAUAUACACACACAUUGAUACAUACAUUAAACACACACACGCACACCUA
Molecule: messenger RNA, 4912 nt
Organism: Drosophila teissieri
Lineage: Eukaryota; Metazoa; Arthropoda; Insecta; Diptera; Drosophilidae
Gene: RasGAP1
Product: GTPase-activating protein
Exons: 6
Coding region: 487-3984 (1165 amino acids)
Biological process (GO): regulation of GTPase activity; intracellular signal transduction
Source: RefSeq, a predicted model, not a curated record